GGGUGGCCUGGGCGGUGUUCGCCCGGCGCGUGACCAUCCACAGCCAUGGCCGGGUCGGGGGCUGCUUUUAGGCGCUUGGGUGCCUUGUCUGGAGCCGGGGCCUUAGGCUUGGCCUCCUACGGGGCGCACGGUGCCCAGUUCCGGGAUGCCUACGGAAAGGAGCUCUUUGACAAGACCAACAAACACCACUUCUUACACAGCCUGGCCUUGUUAGCGGUGCCCCACUGCAGAAAACCCCUCUGGGUGUACCAUGCUGUCCCUGAUUGUUCUGGGUCUGAUGGGAGAGACAGGCAUUCAUCAAAUUGCUCACAUGUACGAUGCCCCUAGGAGCCCCUGGCUGGCGCAGAUGGCUAAGUGUUGGACUACUAAUGAAAGUGUUGGCGGUUCAGACUCACCCAGAGGCACUUCAGAAGUAAGCCCUGGCGAUCUGCUUCCGAAAGGUCACAGCCUUGACAACCCUACGGAACAGUGCUACUCUGCGUACAUGGGAUCGCUAUAAGUUGGAAUAGACACCACGGCAACUAACAACAGGAUGAUAAUUGUGAUAAAUAUGAAAGCUGGUUGUUAGCUGCUGUCAGGUUGGCCCCUGACUCGUGACGACCCCCGUACACAACAGAACAAAACACAGCCUGGUCCUUCACCAUCCUCGUGAUCGGUUGUGGAUGGGACUGUACUAAAGCUACUAGCUUUUUAAAAAUAGGAAUUUUCAGUUUCCACUUCUGGAGAUUCUGACUCAGUAGUCCUGGGGUGGGUCCUGGGAAUUUUAGAACGCUGCACUGGGGGUUCUGAUGCACAGCCAGGGCCAGAAAUCUCUGUUCUGGGUGACGGAGAGUCUCUGGAAAGUCUUUGGAGGGGGCCAGGGUUUGACAUGCUUCGCAAGAUUUUCCUAAGCACCUUUGUUUUAAUCUGUAGGCUGAUUUCAGAUAAGGGUGAUACUGGAGGCCAGGAAGCUGGCUGGAGUUGAAGACAGCUUUUUGUUUGUACCUUCUUUGUCUCAGUAUUCACAGGAUGAUGGUGUUGGCUGCAGUUGAUUUGGCCCCCAAUUCAUGGCCAUAUACAACAGCAUCCGGCCAGGGUGAGCCAUAGGGUUUCCGUUGGCUGAUUUUCAGAAGUAGGUUUCCAGUCCUUUCUUCCUAGUCCAUCUUAGUCUAGAGACUCCACUGAAACAUGUUCAGCAUCACAGUGACACGCAAGCUUCCACUGACGGGUGGUGGCUCUGCUUGAGGUAAAUUGUAUGGGAAUCAAACUCUGGUCACUGGCAUAAACCCAAACCAAACCCACUGCCGUUGAGUCGAUUCCGAAUCGUAGUGACCCUAUAGGACAGAGUAGAACUGCCCCAUAGAGUUUCCCGGAGUGCCUGGUGGAUUUGAACUGCCGAACUCUUGGUUAGCAGCUGUAGCAUUUAACCACUACGCCACCAGGGUCACUGGCAUAGGAGGAGAGAAUUCUACCACUGAACUACCACUGCCCUCACUUACAGGAAUAAGCCUAUUGAAAUAGCUGUGCCCGGGGGGAAGACAGAGGGAGGCCCCACAGGGAAAUGGAACAAUACUGCUGCAAGGGACAUUCCAAAGGAUCAGGAACAAGACUUGAUGUUUGGGCGUGGAAUUAAAGAUGAUUCCAGUCUAUUGGAUAGUUUAAGAAGAAUAAGUUAUAGGUGCAUAGAAAACAAAAUAAAUGGAAAAAAUGAGACAGUUACUCAAUGAGAAGCAGAAAAUUAUACAAGAAAUAAAAUAUAAUCAUAGUACAUUAAUUGGCUCAGCACUGAACAAUAUUUGAGCAAUUUAUAUUGUCGUUUUAACAUAAACAAUAGGGAUUUAACAAAAAAUUGUUAUAUAUAGGGAAAUGGGGCAGGGAGAGAAACAGAAACUGCGUGAGUGGUGUAAGUUCUAAAUCCUCAUGUUACAUGAUAGGAAGAUAGGAAAGAUCUUAAAGUGCUAAAUGGAAAGAUACGGAGAUAAAUUGAAGAAAGAGCAGUUAAGAGCUGAAACCGGAAAUGAGGGUGGGGUGGGGCGGUGGAGUGGGGUAGUUUUGUUUGUAUUAGAAGCCAAAUGCAUCUUUUUUUAAGUGAUGUGAUGUGCUUGUAAUACUGUAAUAAAACUAAAAACUUUUUUAAAUCUAUUUUUUUUUUUAAGUUUAUGGCUGCAAGACAAAUGAGAGGAAUAGGUGGCAGUGGCAGAAAUGGAAAAGGGGAGAAAUUAUGGAGGAAAAGAAAGAUAUUUGACUUUCAAUCAAAUGUAGCAAAUAUGUAUUGUGUGUACUCCUAAAUGCUAUGUCCUGUGGAGGCUGCAGGACUGCCCUCAAGCACCUUUGGCUGUAGAAGUGAGAGGUGAGGCAGGGAGAUGUUAAGGCAGGAAGGACAGGAGGAGUGCCAUUAGCUACAACAUAUUUUGGGGUUCAAAGCAGGAACAGAACAUUGUGUAUUGGGGAUCAGAAAAUGUUUCAUAGAGCUUAAGUUGAUCCUUGAAGGAGGUCUGUUGUGUGCAGGAAACAGUGAACAAAAAGACAGAGGCAGGGAGGUAAGGAGUUUAAAAAAAAAAAAAAAAGGAGUUUAGGGCAGCACAAAUCCCCGUUCCAUUGUGGGCUGAGUUUCUGAAUUGAGCGGGAAAGGACUGAAAAAAGGUGAAAAGACAGGCUGGAGUAGCACCCCCUAUGUGUGGAGAACUGGGAGAUGUUUGUUGUUAGCAGCCAUCAAAUAAGCCCCCAACUCAUGGUGAUGCCAAGCACAAUGGAAUGAGAUGUUGCCCAGUCCUGUGCCAUCCCGGUGAUAGGUUGUGGAUUGCACUACUGAUCCAUACGGCUUUCACUGAUUUUUUUUCAGAAGUAGAUUGCAACUUCUGGUGACCCCAUGCACAAUAGAACAAAAUGCUGCUUGGGCACAACAUAGUUCAUAAAGAUAACAUUCUGCAUCCUACCAAGGCGAGUAGCGUCUGGGGUCUUAAAAGCUUGUAAGCAGCCGUCUAAGACACAGCUAUUGGUCUCUUCAUUUUGGGAGCAAGGGAGAGCAAAGAAAACCAAAGACGCAAGAAAGCUAUUAGUCCAAAGGGCUAAUGGCCCACAUGAACCACAGCCUCUACUAGCCUAGAGGCUAGAUGAACUAGAUGGUGCCCGGCUACCACCACCAACCACUCUGGCCAGGAUCACAAUAGAGAUCCAGGUUAGAAUGGGAGAAAAAUAUAGAGAAAAAAAUCGAAGUUUCAGAAAAGACAAGACUUAAUGGUCAGAUAGAGACCAGAGGAACCCCUGAGACUAUAGCCCUAAGAUACCCACCUAACUUUUUGAAGUCACUUCAAAAAUUGAAAUUAACUGAAGCCACUUCCAGAGAUCACCUUUCAGCCAAAUAAUAUACAGGCCCAAUGAGUAGACAAUAACACUCAUGUGCUCCUUAGAACAAUCAACUAUACGAGACCAAGGGGGCAGCAUUUGCCCAAAAGCAAAGAGGAGACGGUAGGAAGGGGCAGGAAACUAAACAAAUGGAAACGGAACCCAGGGUGGAAAUGAGGAGAGUGCUGACACAUUGUGUAGAUAGUGGCCAAUGUCAUGGAAAACUUGUGUAUGAGUUGUCAUGGAUUGAAUGGUGUCCCCCGGAAAUAUGUGUCAACUUGGCUAGGCCAUGAUUCCCAGUAUUAUGUGAUUGUCCACCAUUUUGUCAUCUGAUGGGAUUUUCCUCUGUGUUGUAAAUCCUACCUCUAUGAUGUUAAUGAGGUGGAAUUAAUGGCAGUUAUGUUAAUGAGGCAGGGCUCAGUCCACAAGAUUAGGUUGUGUUUUAAGUCAAUCCCUUUUGAGAUAUAAAAGAGAGAAGCCAGCAGAGAGACUCUGGGAUCUCAUACCACCAAGAAGGCAGAGCCAGGAGCGUGCAUCCUUUGGAUCUGGGGUCCCUGCACUGAGACGCUCCUAGACCAGGUGAAAAUUGAUGACAAGGACCUUCUUCCAGAGCCGACAGAGAGAAAGCCUUCCCCUGGAGCUGGCACCCUGAAUUCGGACUUCUGGCCUCUUAAACUGAGAGAAUAAAUUUCUGUUUGUUAAAGCCA
This is a messenger RNA of Loxodonta africana (African savanna elephant), 4031 nucleotides long. RefSeq names its product transmembrane protein 256 (gene TMEM256). The transcript is spliced from 4 exons. Lineage: Eukaryota; Metazoa; Chordata; Mammalia; Proboscidea; Elephantidae. The record is from RefSeq and is a predicted model, not a curated record. The coding region runs from base 46 to 327 and encodes 93 amino acids. Gene Ontology annotation, cellular component: membrane.